AUACUUCCGCGAAAACUGAUUCUUAGAAGAUACCUAAAGGAUAACAUUUACUCAUAUGGUAACACAUCUGCACAAACGUGGUAAGGGAAUUUUCGUGUAGCAGUGGUGAAAGUCAAUUCAAUCGUGUCUUCAAAAUUAAAGAGUCUGGUAUUGAAGAAGUCGAUCCAGCUUGCCGAGGUUACUUUAAAUUUGGUACGAGUACAUCAGCCCUGAAUCAACAGAACCUCGAAACGCGACAAGCAACAUCCACUUACACAAUGGCUCAGCAUGUCGCUCAGGCGUUGGACGAUGUUAUCAGUGAGACUGUGGACAUUUUCCACAAAUACUAUAAGUGUGACUAUCCAAAAAGCCCACAAGUAAAGGAUGGAUUGAAGCAUCUUCUAAAUGAAAGAUACAGAGAUGAUGUCCAUAGCUUCAUUGACCACUUUGUUCAUCCCACACAAAGUCUUCUUAGCAGUUUGGAGGAAGAGAAGUUUCCCCUUUGCUUACCCAAUGGCAAAGUAGUUCUUCAUCUGGUUCCUCCUAUGACCAAAUUGGCAGUUGGGGAGUUCUUUUACCAGGUGGGCCAUACUAAUCCACGCACUUUAGUUGUUAAAUUUGCAAAAUAUGAGCAGAGAGGGACUAAAGUGAAUGAAUUGCAGCGCUCAUCAGUUCCUGAAGAUGACCAUGACAUUGCGUUCACCAAAGAGUACUUUGACCAAAUAAGGGGUGAGGUUCCGGAUGGACUGGGAGAUGUUCUGAUGCGUACCCUUGUUGUGAUGGGUAAUCCAAACUGGACGGUUCAGAGAGAGGGUGCGGCAAAUCACCUUGGGAAUUGUCCAACAGAAAGGCGUAGCAGGUUGAGGUCAGAGUCCCAUCUGUCUGUUCAGGAAAGCUGUGAUGAUGAUUCAAGCAUUACGUCAGAGCCCAAUUCUCCAACAGAAAAUGAUGAUGUUUACCCAUCAACAGAUGGGGUAUUUGUGCAUACCAAUGGUGGUGACAAAGGAAAAUAAAUAUCUACUAACUUCCUCUUUAACCCCUAAGCAACUUAUUUAGCUUCAUUGUUAUUUGUUAUCAGUGUUUAUUUGCGAUGUAAAGGUACAGAUGAGUACAUGUACAAGUAUUAGUUAACCCUUUAACUCCCAUGAGUGAUCAAGGCAGAAUUUCUCCUCACAUUAUCACUACAAUAUCAAAUAGAAAAGUGAUGAGAAAAAUGAAAAAUAUCAAUUAGGGAUGAUUGGUUGAUCCAAUAACAAAUUCUCUCAACUAACAUAAAGAUAAUUGUAUGGCUGACAGAAAAGAGAAUUAACAAUGACAUCUUGGGGUGAAUUGGUUAGGGAUCGAUGACAUUGUGGAGUGACUGAUCAAAUCUAAUUGGAGACUUUUUUAUUACUUUUCAUGUUAGGAUGAAUAGGUUUCGUUUUAAAUAAACCAGCCCUGGUUUUAUUUUCAAAUUCAAAUUUUUAUUUAAGGUUCCAUGCAUUAUUUUCUUUCUAAAGAUGCUUUAAGAAAGUUUAUUUACUACUGGACACUUAAUAUAUAUAGUUUUUCCACAAUCAUAAUAUAUUAGUAAAUAUUUCAUCUCCAUGAGAAACAGGGGUUUUAAGUAUGUUUAUUGGACUUAAACAAUUUUAGAAGUUGAAACUGUUCAAAUAUGUUAAUUGUAAAACAAACCUUCCCAACCACAGUUAGACUGUGUAUAUUUGUUUAAGUUGAUGGUCAACUUUGUUAAGUUAAAUUCUUCCACUGCCUUUUUGUGAUACUAAUAAAGGAUGUGUCACA
Messenger RNA from Pocillopora verrucosa, 1761 nucleotides. RefSeq lists its product as uncharacterized. The record is from RefSeq and is a predicted model, not a curated record. Lineage: Eukaryota; Metazoa; Cnidaria; Anthozoa; Scleractinia; Pocilloporidae.